AUGCCUGCUUUGGCCAGUGAUACCGUAUUAAUGUACCAUUUUCCUCGCGCAACAACCAUUCCUAGUCCAUCACCUUUCGCCUUAAAAUUGGAAACUUAUCUGAGAAUGGCAGAUAUCAAAUAUAAAUCCGAUCUCAGCGGAAAGCUAUCGAAAAAGGGUAAAAUUCCUUGGAUUGUCAUCAACGGUGAAGUGGUUAAUGACACUAGCUUUAUUAUUCAGCACUUGAAUAAAAAAUUCAACAUCGAUCUUAACAAACAUUUAAGCAGCAAAGAAAAGGCUAUCGCUUAUUCUUAUACUAAAACUAUGGAGGAAAGUACAUUCUGGGCUACAGUAACAUAUGGUCGCUUUGCUGAAAAUUUUUCAUGGUUUCUAAGCGAGCUUGGAGUACCUAAAAUAUUGUUUCCAGCAGCUAGAUUAACGCUCAGACGUAGAAUCUUGAAAAGCAUGUGGGGGCAUGGAAUUGGCAGGCAUAGUCCUGAAAAUAUUCGUAAACUUGGCGAAGCGGACUUGAAAGCUUUUUCAGAUUUUUUAGGCGAUAAGCCAUUUUUUAUGGGUGACCAACCUAGUUUAAUUGAUGCUACUAUGUUUGGAUUCAUUGCCGAAUUAAUUUGGUUUAUGCCUCCUGAUCAUUGGACUACCAAAGUUGUGAAAGAAGAUUAUAAAAACCUUGUAAGCUAUUGUGAAAAAAUGAGAACGAAAUACUGGCCCGAUUGGAAUGAUAACCUAAAAAACGGUAAUAAACCAACCAAAUUCUAA
This is a messenger RNA of Trichoplax adhaerens, 756 nucleotides long. RefSeq lists its product as uncharacterized. Gene Ontology annotation, cellular component: cytoplasm. Bases 1 to 756 code for a protein of 251 amino acids. NCBI's taxonomy places the organism in Eukaryota, Metazoa, Placozoa, Uniplacotomia, Trichoplacea, Trichoplacidae. The record is from RefSeq and is a predicted model, not a curated record. The transcript has 2 exons.